Molecule: messenger RNA, 639 nt
Organism: Gongylonema pulchrum
Lineage: Eukaryota; Metazoa; Nematoda; Chromadorea; Rhabditida; Gongylonematidae
Source: the annotation of a GenBank genome assembly
AUGGAUUGUUGCUGUUGCAGAUCCUGGAAAUUAGCGACGAACAAGGAGGGAGAAGUUGUUGACGUGCCGAACUGGCUUCCUGCUUCAGCAAAGAGUCUGUCGAAACUGAGGGCGCAGACAGCUGUCGAUUGCGGUUCUCAUUUCGCUGUUUGUACAGUUUCAAGUAUGGUUGCAGCGCGUGAAUUGGGCACCCGUAGAGCACCGAAAUUUUCUCAAGUCGGUCACUCCAAAGUACACACCGAACGAAAUAAACCGGCUGCAUUCAGUGCCUCUGAAAAAGUUUAUCUUGUGAAUAAGUUUAUUCCGAAUCGAAGGGAACGGAUUGAUAGAGCGGAAUCGAAAACAUUUUGCUGCUUGUAUCUGCCGGAUGGAAGGAUUGUUACUGCAAGUCAAGACGAACAUCUUCGAUUUUAUCAGCGCUACGAUACGACGAACUAUUACACUAUGCAAGGCCAAUAUGCUGUACCAUAUGUGGGUUGGAGUAUUCUCGACUUGGCACUCAGCCCUGAUUCUCGUUUCUUGGCAUACGGAACAUGGAGCGAUUCAGUUCAUUUCUGUAGAAUUGAUCAUAUCGAAGAUGAUUUAUUCUGGGGCACUCUGACUCGUCCAGAUGUAUUACCAAAUCUUGCAGAUAGGUGA